CACAUACACACACACACACACACACACACACACACACACACACACACACACACAUACACACACACACACACACACACACGCACACACAAUCACACAGUCACACACACUGAGCUUUUCUCUUCCUCAGCCCUGCUGUGUCUUUACUAUCGGGACAACUUUAAACCUCCAGGAUAUCUGCUGGUUUCCGCUUUUCCCUCGCCUCCAUGUGAACAUCUCGACCCGGAGAGAGGACGUUUACUGCUGCUGAAAGGAUGAUGAUGACGAUGAUGGCAGGAGGCCACGGCCGAAGGUGCAUCCCUCGCUAGAGUCAUACUUCCUCCCCAGAACUUCACCCCUCCACCAUCCAUCCACUACUGUCGUCCUUUUGCCCGACGCCAUGGCCAACCACCUGGAGCUGAUCCAGGAGCUGCAGCAGCUGGACAAGGUGCCCAGCCUGGAGAGGCUGCGGGCGGCCCAGAAAAGGCGUACUCAGCAGCUGAAGAGAUGGGCUGUGUACGAGAAGGAGAUGCAGAACAAGAAGCGAAAGGCGGACAAGAAGGGACGCAGCGCCAAAGACCUCCAGCAAGCCGAGUUCAAGAGGCAUGUGUCCUUUGCAGCCAGCGUGGCUCUGCUGGAGGCUUCGGCCAGGAAUGAUCCGGAUGAAGUUCGCUACCUACUGAAGAAAAAUCUGAGCCCAGACCUCUGCAAUGAAGACGGCCUCACCGCUCUUCACCAGUGUUGUAUAGAUAACUACGAGGAGAUGGUGAAGAUCCUGCUGGACCGAGGCGCCUGCGUCAACGCUCAGGACAACGAGCUGUGGACGCCGCUGCACGCCGCCGCCACCUGUGGACACGCAGGACUCGUCAAGAUACUCAUCGCCAAUAGUGCAGACUUGCUGGCGGUCAACUCUGAUGGCAACAUGCCGUACGACCUUUGUGAAGACGACCCAACACUGGACAUCAUCGAGACAGCUAUGGCCAACAGAGGCAUCACCCAGGAGAUGAUCAACGAGACACGGGCAGCUACAGAGAGGAGGAUGCUGGGAGACGUACAGGAGCUGCUGAAUCAGGGAGAGGAGGUCAACCUGCAGGACUCUCAGGGAGCCACACUGCUCCACAUCGCAGCAGCCAGUGGAUACGUGCAGGCUGCAGAGCUGCUUCUGGAGGGGGGGGCUCGCAUGGACCUGAGAGACUCGGAUGGAUGGCAGCCUCUCCAUGCUGCAGCGUGCUGGGGUCAGAUGCAUGUGGCUGAGCUGCUGGUGUCUCACGGAGCCAGCCUCAACGCCAAGACCUUCGUGGAGGAGACACCCAUCGAUCUUUGUGAGGAUGAGGAGUUCAGGGCCAUCCUGCUGGACCUGAAACACAAACAUGACAUUAUCAUGAAGUCACAGCUCAAACACAAGACGUCACUGUGCCGCCGGACGUCCAGCGCAGGCAGCCGUGGGAAAGUGGUGCGGCGAGCCAGCCUGUCGGACAGACACAACCUGUGCCGCAAAGAGUACGAAACGGAGGCCAUCGUGUGGAGGGGGGGGAGGGAGGAGCAGCAGGAGGACAAAGAGAAGGAGUCUGACCAGGAGAACAACCAGGUGAUCAAAGUAAAGCCAGUCGUAGCUGUGGAGCUGCCAGACAAGCCCAAGCUGCCCACCAUCCUCAAAGACAGCAGCAGCAAACAGAACGGGCUCAUCUCCACGACGACGUCCACGCCCCCGCAACCGCCCUCCAAUAGCAACACGGCAUCGCCUGAAUCCUCCACUCAGGAGGACGCCUGCCCAAGAGAGCGCGCUCAGACUCUGUCAGAGCUCAAGAAGCAGAGGUCCGCCGCCAAACUGUUGAGUCACCCCUUGUUCAAUGGUCACCUAGGUAACGGCUCCACAGACUCCUUCACUGAAGCCAAAAACAACUCCGAGGACCCCCGCAUGCCGCUGGUCUCCUCCAAUGGCAACGCGGUUUACUACACGCCAGCCAGCGGGGACCCGCCCCUCCUCAAACUGAAACAGCCAUUAGAGGAAGAGCAGCCCAAGGUGCGGACCUGCUGCUGCGUGUCAUAGCAACCUGGUCACUUGACUGUUGUCAAAUCAGGAAGUGUUUGCACAAAGGAAUGAGGAAUGGGCUACGGAAGGAAGUAAGGAAGGAAAGAGGGAGUUUCCUAUUACCAUCCUUCUCCUCCCCUCCUUUAAACGUCUCCCAGAGAAGAUGGCUGGCCUGAAGACAGUUUAGAGACUUAUCCUUGUCCUUCCCUGCCGUUAUGUGACUCCUGCUACAAAAGAAGACAUCUUCACCAAAGCAGGCGUGUUGUGUAGCACAGAGGACGAAAGGAGCCGAGCAGUGCUACUUGUUUUCUUCCAGUUGUCACCCCUGGAUUAAAACUCCUUUUCAUAUACAGAGUCACUCUACAAAGACAGAAAGAGUGUGGCCCUGCUGUCCCCUGUGCACCUUUGAAGAAUCAAAGUGAAAACAGGUUUGUUCACCGGGAAGAUUUCAAGUAAAAAAAAGUAGAGAAGAUCUCCAGGUACACGGUGCAUGUUCUGCCCUCUGAGGUGAAGAUGGAAAAUAUUUUGUUCACCCUCAAUAUGGAUGGUUAUCAAGUCAUCAAACAUUAUCUUCAAGAAGAACUUGCAUUGUUGUCAAACUACCAUGUUCUCUUUUUUGUCAUAUAUUUGUUCAAAUGUGCAGGAAGGCCAUCCCAGGACGGUCCAGAUGUAUCGCAUUACAUGGUGUUGUUCUCCAACAUGUCAAGCAGUGAAACGUAGCAAAAUGAGAUCUGUGAAGUCUCUGAAAUAUCUGUCAUGUUAAAGUGCUGCCUGCAAAAGUAAAGGGAAGGAAUGCCAUAAAACAGUAUUAAAUAUUCAGGAAGUAUGCUCCUGCAGCGAGGGAUAACAUGUCAGAGUAAAGUUGUGCACUUUUUUACUGUCACUCUACUUCACCUCACCGUCCACUCAUAUCAAACCUGAACUGACAGGUCAUGCUCCGGUUGAUGCUUAACCCACUUUGUGCUCAGAUGAUUUAAGCAAAUAUUGAAAUGGCUGUACAUGUCUUUAUUUAUGAAAUUAAUGUAAUGUGUAGAGAAAAAGAACAUUAUGGUUCCUAAAGUUGAGUGUAUUUAUUAUCUGGAUGGUGUGUGGAGAGCAUGAAUGCGCUAUGAGAUGAGCUGGAGGGACUUCCAGGAAAGCACCUUCAGACACGGAAAAUCAACUGCUAAAAGUAAGCAAGUGUUACUGUCUGCUUUAUGUACAGUUUACACAAACAAGCCAUCCUACCAGGCAGGAUUUCAUAAUGUGUCACUACAAAUAACAGUGUUAUUUGUUUAUGUUUUGGGUUGUUUUUUCUGGUGGCCAUUGUGUGGCUUUAUCUCCUCCUCGUCACUGUAUUCGUUUAAUUAACUGAAGUUGUAAAUGUUGUGUAAUGAAUUACUGUAAGUAUAGUAUUUUCUGAAAACACACA
This is a messenger RNA of Eleginops maclovinus (Patagonian blennie), 3419 nucleotides long. It is a transcript of the gene ppp1r16b, whose product is annotated as protein phosphatase 1, regulatory subunit 16B. Lineage: Eukaryota; Metazoa; Chordata; Actinopteri; Perciformes; Eleginopidae. Gene Ontology annotation, biological process: regulation of sprouting angiogenesis; establishment of endothelial barrier. Gene Ontology annotation, cellular component: cytoplasm. The transcript is spliced from 11 exons. Bases 377 to 2026 code for a protein of 549 amino acids. Gene Ontology annotation, molecular function: protein binding; enzyme inhibitor activity; myosin phosphatase regulator activity. The record is from RefSeq and is a predicted model, not a curated record.